Messenger RNA from Petromyzon marinus (sea lamprey), 1033 nucleotides. RefSeq names its product NADH:ubiquinone oxidoreductase subunit A12 (gene NDUFA12). The record is from RefSeq and is a predicted model, not a curated record. Gene Ontology annotation, cellular component: membrane; respiratory chain complex I. Gene Ontology annotation, biological process: response to oxidative stress. NCBI's taxonomy places the organism in Eukaryota, Metazoa, Chordata, Hyperoartia, Petromyzontiformes, Petromyzontidae.
AUCAAGUCGUUCGCGUCGCCCGGGUCACGUUCUCGUGACGUCACGACAGAGCGGCGCGCGAGUGACGUCGCGAUGGAGUACAUGCGCAUGGUGAAGCGGGUGUGGGACACGUACCGCUUCUAUGGCGGCCUGCGCGGUUCGCUGUGGCAGAUAAUGAGGAUGGACGAGUUCCGUAUCGGCACCCUGGUCGGCACGGACAAGUAUGGCAACAAAUACUACGAGGACAAGCGCAACUUCUUUGGCCGGCACCGCUGGGUGGACUACACGUGGAAGAUGAAUGAGAAGAACACGUUCUGGGACAAGGACGGCAGCAUGGUGCCUCCUGAGUGGCACCGUUGGCUGCACAGCAUCGCAGACGAACCUCCGACCACACAUCCGCCAGAGCAGCGGCCGUUCAUAUGGAAGGAGCACAAAAUGAACAUGAGCGGCUUCAACAAGCAGUACGUGCCCUACUCGACCGUGCGUCCAAAGAUCGAGUCCUGGGUGCCGCCCAGUGGAGCCACCUCCCGCUGAGCUCUCACACACACACACACACGUGUGUACGCGUGCAAGUAUGAGUUCGUGUACAUACAUGUGUAGACUUGGGGUCUCUGCAACGAGCUCUGCAACUCGGGUGUCGUUUUGCCUCUUGGGGUGUGACAAUUCAUCGAUUAAAAUAAAUGAUUUAAUACGAGCCGACCGGAUAUAUUUUCCAUGCAAAUUGUUUGAGAAUGCUAGGGCGUAAUCGAGGCAACCUGCCCGAUAAUUGAAACGGGGCAUCGCAAAACAAUUUUUUUUUUAAAUUAAUGCGCGACUACAGAAAUGUCACGGCUUAUUGAAUUGCAGAUGAGUGAAUCGUUGCAUCCCAAGUUUCUGUUAUCAUCUGUGAAUCUAUGAUACCCGAGUCCCUUACAAACACAUGUUUUGAAGAACUCCCCAGCCAUCACAAGCGAUGAAGUCAAAACUUUGGUGAAGUUAUAGCGGAACUGUGCAGGCGCCUGAAUAGAGUGCGUUAUCUGCGUUUGUAAAAUAAUAAAUCUCCGCCCUGCCUUCG